Messenger RNA from Vicia faba (fava bean), 891 nucleotides. Lineage: Eukaryota; Viridiplantae; Streptophyta; Magnoliopsida; Fabales; Fabaceae. The record is from the annotation of a GenBank genome assembly.
AUGUCGGAGAUUCAACCGGCGGAGGGGCAGACAAACGGCGGAAGAACCCUAAUUCCGACCACCACCGAACAAAUCGCCACGAAACGGCAGAGAAGGCCCAGUGUCCGAUUAGGCGACAUCGGCGUCGACCCACCUUACGAAUCUCACGCCAGACGCAACACCAAGAGCUGGAAACUCGCCUUCGAUCAUCCACGCAAGGAAAAAGAUUCAGGUAAACCUUCAAAGACUCGACCUUUAACCAAUUUGACCUCUGUUGCCGAUUUCAAUGAAACCCUAGACGGUGAAGAGAGAGAAGGGAACAUUGAUGGAACCGUUGCAAUUGGUAGCUGGAAGGUUAAGGAGUCCAAGAAAAGAGGUCCCGUUGUCACCAAGAGGGCGAGAUCGAGUUGGGUUUCCAGAAUCGAUGAUACCGGUGGUGGUGGUGGUGGUGGUGGCGGUAGCGGAACUGGUGUUGUUGAAUUAGAGGAAAAAUAUAGUGCUGCUGAAGAUGUGGAAGAUGGUGGGUAUAGAGAAUUCGAUAUGGAGAAUUCUGAGAGUCCUUUGAAGGAACAAAGCCCGAUUCAUUCCAUGGAGAAUUUAGGGAUUGAUGGGCAUAGGAGGUCUUUUAAGAGUAGAGAUCAUAAUGAUGGAAUUGAUUUAUCUGGGCCAUCUGAAAAUGAUGUUAGGAAUGAGAAUGGUGGGAGGAUUAGGUCUGGCGAAGACGGGAUUAGGAUUUGGCUUAACGGGUUGGGAUUAGGCCGUUAUGCACCGGUGUUUGAAGUGCAUGAAGUUGAUGAUGAGGUUUUGCCGAAGUUGACACUGGAGGAUCUUAAAGAUAUGGGGAUUAAUGCUGUUGGAUCCCGAAGGAAACUGUUUUGUGCGAUUCAGAAGCUCGGUAAAGGCUUCUCGUGA